Messenger RNA from Aspergillus saccharolyticus JOP 1030-1, 4009 nucleotides. Its product is annotated as putative DNA damage repair protein Mus42. Lineage: Eukaryota; Fungi; Ascomycota; Eurotiomycetes; Eurotiales; Aspergillaceae. Bases 101 to 3865 code for a protein of 1254 amino acids. Gene Ontology annotation, biological process: error-free translesion synthesis; error-prone translesion synthesis. Gene Ontology annotation, molecular function: DNA-directed DNA polymerase activity; deoxycytidyl transferase activity; damaged DNA binding. The record is from RefSeq and is a predicted model, not a curated record. The transcript is spliced from 2 exons. Gene Ontology annotation, cellular component: nucleus.
CGCCCGGCUUCAGGACCAAACGCUUCGACCGGGAGAGACCACUGCAUUCUUACUUAGUACUCUUUCUCUUGCCCGAACAUGCUGCUUCCUGAAGCCCAGCAUGGGCUCAGUCUGGCAUCAGAACUCCAGCGCCGUGCGCAAGCGUAUUCAGAGUCAUCAGUUCGAAGAUGAGGGUGGCGAAGAAUAUGAAGCCUCCACCUUUGGUGGCUUCACCGACUACAUGCGCCGGAAGAAGCUCAAAUUGCAGAAUUUGGACGCUGAGAUACGCUCCUCUGCUUCUGAGAAUCCCCCAAUCUUCCGAGGCGUGGUCGCGCACGUGAACGGCUACACCCAACCGUCUCUCCAGGACCUCCACAGAUUGAUUGUCAGCCAUGGUGGUGGUUUUCUGCAGUACCUUAGCGGCAAAACGGAUGCCACCCAUAUCAUCGCCAGCUCAUUAACCCCCAAGAAACGAGAAGAGUUCCGGAGAUAUCGGAUCGUGAAACCGGCAUGGGUGGUGGAAAGCGUCCAGGCGGGUCGCUUGCUCCCCUGGGACCAAUAUCGAGUCGUCGACGAGGGACAUGCCCAGAAAGUGUUGAAGUUUGACAACGGCCGCAUACUUAGUCAAACCAACAGCCCGCAGUCGGGCUAUCGCGAGCAGAGCAUGGCAAGUUGGUACACCUCUCGACUUCAGGCAGCGGAGGCAACGAAUCCUGUAGGGUCUCCUUCGGGACAAACUGCAGGCUCGGUUUUGGGUGAAAAACAACCAAACCUGGCUUCGCAGUCAGACUAUGGCGAUUUUCCUAGCUUUUCGAUGGACGAGGCGGGUAAUGUUCAGGCGUCGCAACAAACCAAUAUAAUAUCAUCUUCGCAAGACCAUGAGUCAAAACAAGACGAGUUAAGCCAUAAAACUGUCUCUCCUCGACGAGAAGUUCCAGAGACCAAGUUGCCAGCGCCUCAACAGGCCAGUCCCUCCAAGGGAGAAAUGACUUCUGAGGAAUACAACGCUCAGCUCUUGACGGAUCCCCGCCUGCGAAACUCUAGUGUGGUCAACCCUGAGUUCAUCCAACAAUAUUACAGAGAGUCCCGUCUACAUCAUCUGUCGACGUGGAAGGCGAAUCUCAAAGCCCAGCUCCAAUCGGCAGCCGCGCAGAAGUCGCAGUCCCAGUCCAAGAGGGCGAAACCCGUGGCUGGUGCCAGACGUUAUAUCAUGCAUGUGGAUUUUGAUUGCUUUUUCGCCGCUGUAUCAACGCUGAAACACCCACAUCUGGAAGUAAAGCCAGUGGCGGUAGCACAUGGCUCUGGAUCCGGCUCUGAGAUUGCAAGCUGCAACUAUGCGGCCCGCGCUCAUGGGAUCAAGAACGGAAUGUGGAUGAAAGGCGCGUUACAGGCGUGUCCUAGUCUGCAGGUUGUACCUUAUGACUUUCCGGCAUACGAGGAAGCAAGUCGAAAGUUCUAUACUGCCAUUCUGGCUAUAGACGGCAUCGUUCAGAGUGUGAGCAUUGACGAGGCACUCGUGGAUAUUACGGAACUAUGCUUGCAGGCCGGUGGCUCGGAUGGUCGAGGAGUUUCCGAAGGGUCCAUCUACCGAGAGCAAGCCAAAGCCGAUGAAAUUGCGCAAGCAUUGCGGGCGACCGUAAAGGAGCACACGGGCUGCGCAGUCUCCGUGGGCAUUGGUGGCAACAUCCUCCAGGCCAAAGUAGCUUUGCGCAAAGCGAAACCAGCCAGUCAGUUCCAGCUGAAGCCCGACGAGGUGCUCGACUACAUAGGAGGUCUGACGGUACAAGGUCUCCCGGGUGUCGGCCAUAGCAUGGGCGCGAAACUGGAAGAGCUCGGCGUCACAUAUGUGAAGGAUGUGCGAGAAUUGUCGCGGGAGAGGCUCACCUCUAGUCUAGGUCCCAAGACCGGUGUCAAACUCUGGGAGUAUGCACGAGGGAUUGAUCGGACUGAGGUCGGCAACGAGACGAUACGCAAGUCUGUGUCUGCCGAAGUCAAUUGGGGAAUCCGCUUUGUCAACCAGACUCAGGCCGAAGACUUUAUUCGAUCCUUAUGUGACGAGUUGCACAAACGACUAGUCGAGAGCCUUGUCAAGGGCAAGCAGUUGACACUGAAGGUGAUGCGGAGAGCAGCCGACGCGCCCUUGGAGGCUGUGAAGCACCUGGGACAUGGCAAAUGCGACAUACUCAACAGAAGCGUCAUGCUCGGCGUAGCCACCAGUGCAUCCGAAACUCUCGGAAAGGAGGCUGUGGCAAUGCUUCGCAGCUUCGGGAUCUCGCCAGGCGAUUUGAGAGGGCUGGGGGUCCAAAUGACCAAACUCGAACCCCUCAACUCAGGGUCUCCCCGCAAGCCUGACGGCAGCCAGCAACAGCUGAACUUCAAGGCGUCGCCUGUCCGGGCAUCACCUAUCCGCAAAAGCAUCGAGCGACCUGAAGACCCCGACGAGGUAGACAGCCCUAGUCGGGGCGAGUCGGAGACAGUCCGGUCCGUGCCCUCGAUGCAUGAGAGCGGCCACAAGCCGUUGAACGUCUCCGGGACACAAUUCAUUAUCCCGUCGCAAAUCGACCCGCAAGUCGUCGCAGAGCUUCCCAACGACAUCCGCUCGAAACUGAUAGCCCAGGGUCGAUCGCGACGCGACACGCGCUCGACCUCUCCCUGUCCGCCCACUCGCCCACGCCCACGACCCACGGGCAGUGCAGAGCUCCCUCCGCCGUCGCAACUUGACCCGGAAACGCUCAUGGCUCUUCCAGAAGACGUCCGAGCCGAAGUCCUAGGCUACUACACCCGCGACUCAAGCACCCCGGACGAUCAGCCUCCCGACCCCAGGACCUCAGCCCCUACCACUAAUACCACCACCAUCACUGCCACUGCCACCAACCCAGCACGCCCGACAUCCUCCUCCUCGAGCUCUUUGAAGCUUCGCAAGCCCACAACACCGACCAAACGACGGCGCGGCCGCCCUCCUGUCAUCAAAUCCAGCCUCGCGUCCACCCUGACGCAAGCGAAAUUCGUCCUCCCCCAUUCCCCGACCUCAGCCUCAGCCCCAGCCUCAGCCUUAGCCUUAGCCUCAGCCCCAACCGCCGACCAACCCUCAACCACAGAAAUUUCCGCCGACUUCCUCGCCGCCCUCCCAGAAGACAUCCGCCUCGAGAUCCUCGAAGAACAGCGUCGAACGCGUCUCCUCCAACGACCCGCCCUCCACCCAUCCGCCCACGCCAGACCACCCACGACAGCCCAAACACAUAAUAAUCCCAACCCUGCGCCCAACCGCGAGAAGACCAUCCAACUACCCCCGCUACCCCCACGCCCAACCUUCACUUCCAAGCGCCUUUCGUCCCUUCCGGACCUCCGCAACGCCAUCUCAGCAUGGUACCACGCUUUCAACCCUCCAGCCCCAGGCCGAGUCCCAGACCCCGAACAGUCCAGCGCUAGUACUGCUGACACCGAAGAGGGGGAGGGGGACGACGACGAGGACGCAGGCCCCUUUGAUGAGGACGUCGUCUCUCUCGCCCGGUACCUGAAGCGGGUUGUCCUCGAGGAGCGGGACCUUGAGAAAGCCGUCGCCGUGGUGCGGUGGUUGAUCUGGUUGGUGGAGAAUGAUUACCCUGGGAUUGGUUCGGACGGGUUUAUUGAUGGUGGGAGUACUGGGAGUACCAGUAGUCAGAGUAAGCUCGAGGCCUCCUCAUCGCAAGAGGACGCGUUCCGACCCCCCAGUCCGAGCGGAAAGAUUACUAGCCCGGGUGGACUGCAGCAGCAGCGGCGGCGGCAGCAGCGGCGGGAGCUUCGACGGCAGCGCGCGGGGAAGAGAUGGGGGGACGCAGUGAGGAUUGUGAAGGAAAGUGUUCUGGAGGCGGUGGGAGACAGGGGCCUGGGGGAGGUUGAGUUUUGAGGAGGAUGAGUUGUGAUGAGUCCGAGGUUGGAUUUGUGAUGGAUGGUUUUGAUUUUGUACAUAGGGUUUGGUUGGGUGGGUGGGUUGUUGAUGUAGGUUGCACCGGGGUGGGUUGGUAACCUGUAUAUUAAGCAGUUGGUUGAU